UUUUAUUACUACACAGUCGUCUAUUGCAGAAUACACACAUACGUCAAAGUUAUUAACUCAAUUGUUAAAACUCUUAGAAUUUCCUUGGAAAGAAACACAGCGAAUAAAAAAUGACUACCGCAGCAAGGCCAACGUUUGAUCCAGCCCGGGGUGGCCAGGGCCGCGGUGAAAAAGAUCUGAGUGCUAUCUCCAAACAGUACAGCAGUCGCGAUUUACCAUCCCACACCAAACUUAAAUACAGGGAACCUGGCCAGAACACAGUCGAUGAGCUGAGAAACCGUGAUUUUCGCAAGGAGUUGGAGGAGCGAGAAAAGGCAGCAGCACCUCGCCCCAGUGGUAAUCGACAACUGGCGAUAGAGCCUGCUCGAGAGGCGGCUGCUCCAAGUGCCAAAAGACAAAAAGUCGAUCAAGUGCCUGCUACUAGCUUAGAUGCAGAUGACCCUCUGGAUGAGGAUGACUCCGACUCCGAAAGCGACGACGAUGAUACCGAGGCACUUAUGGCUGAGUUGCAGCGCAUCAAGAAGGAGCGUGCUGCAGAGCAAGCCAAGAAGGAAAUGGAAAAGCGUCAGGAAGAGGAGAGAAUCAGAAUGGAGAACAUCUUGUCGGGGAAUCCUCUCUUGAACUAUGCCGCACAGAGUGUCAGGACUGAUAUGAAAGUGCGCAGGAGAUGGGAUGAUGAUGUUGUUUUUAAAAAUUGUGCCAGAUCAGAACCCAAAAAGAAGCACGAUGUUUUUAUUAAUGACUCUUUGAGAAGCGAAUUCCACCGGAAAUUCAUGGAGAAAUACGUCAAAUAAGUUAUUGCUUUGUUAGUUUAGAAAUUUAUAUACAUCUACAUCAACACCAUUAAUGAAUUAUUCAUACAGAUACAUUAAACAUCUUGCUGCAAUGUCGCUAAUCUAUACUACUUUUUUGGACUGUUUUACGAUUGUACAGCUAUUAUAUGUAUUUUUUUCUAAUCAGACUCUAAAAUCAGUUGUUUAUUAUUUAAGUACUAAUUUAUGGUAGAAAAAAACGUAUGGAAAUGUAAAUAUCUAAAUAGUAUACCCCAAAAACUCUUAUUUUCAACAUUAUAUUACAAUAAAAUAUUACUUAUAACAAAAACGUGAAUUCUCUAUGUAAGAUGAACUUGUACGAAAAUAAGAGAUAAAUUUAAAAAUACUGAGUAUCUAUAAUAAAAUGUAUAAAGAAUAAAUGUAUAAAAAUA
Messenger RNA from Copidosoma floridanum, 1204 nucleotides. It is a transcript of the gene c12.1, whose product is annotated as spliceosome-associated protein CWC15. Gene Ontology annotation, biological process: mRNA cis splicing, via spliceosome. Gene Ontology annotation, cellular component: catalytic step 2 spliceosome. Gene Ontology annotation, molecular function: RNA binding. The record is from RefSeq and is a predicted model, not a curated record. NCBI's taxonomy places the organism in Eukaryota, Metazoa, Arthropoda, Insecta, Hymenoptera, Encyrtidae.